AUGCAAAGCACUCCGCUUAAAAAGAAGAAAUCAAUAAUAUAAAAGAUUAAAACCUUCUUUAAUGAUAUUCCCGAUCAAUAAAUUGCAGUUAUAAAUGAAGCGUCCUAUAAAAGACCUCCGUAAAUCAAAAAAGUAAACUAUUUUGUUAAAUCUAAGAGCUAAUCUGUAGUUGAGGAAGGUUCAAAAAGCAAAAAACAAGAUCCAAAGCAUAAGUACUCUGAAGAACUUUAUGAAGAAAUACAUGAAGUUAAUCAUGUAGAAUUGGGAGAAUGA
Molecule: messenger RNA, 273 nt
Organism: Paramecium octaurelia
Lineage: Eukaryota; Ciliophora; Oligohymenophorea; Peniculida; Parameciidae
Source: the annotation of a GenBank genome assembly